AGGAAGGAAACUUAGCUAAGCUUAGCUCACCCUCACUCUUCUUCUCUCUUCAUCUUCCCUCUUCUCUCUAAGCGCACAGCUCACAACCUCGACUCGCCGGUCACAAUGGCGCCAGCCGUCGAACAACUCAAACCCGAGCCACCAGCCGCCGUCCAUUGCCAACAUAUCCUCGUCAUGCGCCACGGCAACCGUGGCGAUGACGGCACCAACGAUUCGUGGUGGACCCGGGUCCCCAAACCGUGGGACACUCCAUUGGCUGAUGCGGGCCGGAUCAAGGCACUUGAAACUGGCAAGAAACUGCUGGCUGAGCUCGGGUGUCCGAUCCACCGGGUCGUCGCGUCGCCGUUCCGACGGUGCAUCGAGACCGCACGGGAACUGAUUGCCGGUCUCUUUACAGCGGACAACGACGACACCCCAAACGUUGCGCUAGGUAAUGAUGGCGAUUCCGCUGACUCAUCGACACCAAGAAUCAAGGUAUCUAUAGAGUAUGGAAUAUGCGAGAUGAUGAACGACGUCGCACAAUGGUAUCAUCCCACGGAUCGCAAUUCGUUGGGAUUUGACCUAGAAGAGCUCGAGGCUUCGUUUCCACGGGAUGUUGUAGAGGUCACACCGGACCGGGUGUUCAUGGAGGUACGAGGUUUUUACGUGGCAACGUGGUCAGUGUAUAAACUUGUAAUUUUGAUGAUAAUCUCUUCGGGGAUGGCAACAUGCAUCAAAUAGUCAUAACCAAAAACCAAACGCUCAUGGCGAAGGUUUUGUCUCUUUUAGAGUAGAAUUAGAAUGCGCGACGACAUAGUUUUACAAUGUGAAUUAUCGUGUAUCAUUAAGUCGCGAUCCUUUGUGACGUUUGCACGAUUAAAGGGUUUUUGCUUUGCUAUACAACUUUGGUUUACUUCCAUCAUAAACGAGAUUAAAAAAUCACCCUUGAAGGUUGUAAGUUAAACUACGUGUAAUUGCAUGGUCUAAUUUGGAGUUUAUCUAAAUUGCUGUAGCUGCCACAAUGGGGAGAGAGCGAAUCCGGGGCAAGAGAUCGAUACCUGCUCACUAUUCACUCCCUCGUUGACAACUACCCUGAAGAGAAUCUACUGUUCGUCGCUCAUGGGGAAGGAGUGAAGGUCACGGCCUCGACAUAUUGGAAGGAGGCAAGAGGGCACAAAAUAAAACCGGACUAUUUUGGAUAUGUGCAUCUCAAGAGGCAAAUCGUUCGAAAUGGCAAUUCGUUCACCGCUAA
Syzygium oleosum is the source of this 1231-nucleotide messenger RNA. RefSeq lists its product as uncharacterized. The coding region runs from base 106 to 720 and encodes 204 amino acids. The record is from RefSeq and is a predicted model, not a curated record. NCBI's taxonomy places the organism in Eukaryota, Viridiplantae, Streptophyta, Magnoliopsida, Myrtales, Myrtaceae. The transcript is spliced from 3 exons.